GAGUCCAACUAGUGGCGGAUGUCACGACUUCCGUCCUGUGAUAGACAGCCUUCGCGCCAUCCAGGCGCAGACGCACCCGAGCUCGGCCCAGAUCUCUCUGGGGGACGAGUCCAACCGACAAGAGAGAAGGUUUCUGCCGUUGCAGCAGGUCCGCAGCAAGGGGCUGGCGAUGGAGCGCCAGCUCUCGACCGGUUCUAUCUCGAGUCUCAUUGGUUGGUCCAGCGACAAGCGGCCCAAUGCGCGGAGGUUCUCUGUCGGAGGCUUCGACUGA
Molecule: messenger RNA, 271 nt
Organism: Symbiodinium sp. CCMP2456
Lineage: Eukaryota; Dinophyceae; Suessiales; Symbiodiniaceae
Source: the annotation of a GenBank genome assembly